This is a messenger RNA of Corylus avellana, 1165 nucleotides long. RefSeq names its product acyl-CoA-binding domain protein. The record is from RefSeq and is a predicted model, not a curated record. Lineage: Eukaryota; Viridiplantae; Streptophyta; Magnoliopsida; Fagales; Betulaceae.
UGGGUCCGCUCCAAGUUUAUUGCUAAAGAAAUCUGAAAUUCUUAUUGGAGAAGACGAUUUUAGUAACAGCGGAAGUGGAUAUAAUUUGAGCCUUGAGUAACUGCAUCAGAUCCAACCCACGAAGCAAGAAGUUGUUGCGUGUUCGAUAGCCUCGAGCCCAAGAAGUUGCCCGCGUUGUUGGUUUGGCCGCCCAGGCACAGAGCCUUACGAGAGAGAGAGAGAGAGAGAGAGAGAGGGAAUGGGUGGAGGAGGGAGGAGGAGAACGUUGGUGGGGUUGGGUCUGGCAAUGUUUUUGGGAAUUGCAGUUUACUUUAGGCUCUGGAGCAUCGAUUAUUCUGUUUCUUCCGAUGACAAUGAACUCUUAAGGAGACAGUUCGAUCUUGCUAACAAGGAAGCAAUGGACGAAUCUGCUGAAUGGAGGCUCAAAUAUGACGAACAAGCAGAGAGCGCUACCAAGUGCGUCCAGGAGCUUCAAGAGAUUAGGGAGUCUUUCGAAAACAAGGCGGAAGAUGCUGCUAACAUUAACGAGAAAUGGGCAAUGCUACAAAAGGAAAAUACGGCCUUGCUCGAAAGGGUGGAAACCUUGAGACAGGAGCUUGAGGAUGUAAAGUUGAAGUGCAACUUGCAUAAGAUUUUUUGAUAAUCAAUAAUUUGAUGUUGGGUGGAAGACAACUCUUCAUAUCAAGCUUUACCUUCCUUAGCAUGUCUCCGAGGGAAGCAGUGUUUCGUGAGGAAGAUUAAUUUCCUAGUGUGACUUUGCAGCAUUCUUGUCAGUAAAUCAACCGUGGGAAAUUUUUUGUUUUUUUUCAUGCGAUACAUGGUUUCUUCUGAGCCAUCAUGUAGGAGGUGCUCAAAGGAAUGGCGACUCUGUUCUUCUUAUCUUUUCCUCUUCUUAAUUGCUGUGAGUGGAAGGUCUGGUUGGUCUAAGAAUAUCUUUCUUACCAAUGUAACUUGUUUUUUUUAGUCUUUUAGGAGGAAAUCUCGUCAAUAGGUUUUCUUGAAUUUUGGGCUGGAGAUUUAUUUGGUUGUAUUAUUUCCCAGGCAACACGAUGCCUUCUGUGCUGUACUUCUGGUUUUGCUCAGACCAAAAGAAGAAGGGGAAUCUUCUUUGUAAUUUGUAUAACGUUUUCAAACAUUCCAAUAGAUUAGCAGUAAACUUUGGUGC